GCACGUCACGUCACGCCGCUCGCGCCGCGUCGUUUUCGCACCCGGGGACCAGGCUCGGGCGCUCGGCUCCGUCCUCCCCCACAUCCACCUGCCCGUUUCUCGCUCCGAAGCUUCUCCUCUCGCGUCUCGUACCAGGUCAGGAGGGGAGGGAGGGAGACGGGAGAACCAGGGAGCGGAGGCGUGCGUGCUGCGGCCUGCGGCCUGCAGGACCAGAGAUCGGGGACUGAGCUAGGGUCUGGGACUGGGAGGCGGAGAUGUCGACGCCGGCGAGGAAGCGCCUGAUGCGGGACUUCAAGCGGUUGCAGCAGGACCCGCCCGCCGGCAUCAGCGGCGCGCCGCACGACAACAACAUCAUGCUCUGGAACGCCGUCAUAUUCGGGCCGGAUGACACGCCGUGGGACGGAGGCACGUUCAAGCUGACUCUGCAAUUUACAGAAGAUUACCCCAACAAACCUCCGACUGUUCGGUUUGUUUCGAGGAUGUUUCACCCAAACAUUUAUGCGGAUGGAAGCAUCUGUUUGGACAUCCUACAAAACCAGUGGAGUCCUAUAUACGAUGUUGCGGCAAUAUUGACCUCUAUUCAGUCCCUGCUGUGUGACCCAAACCCAAAUUCUCCUGCCAACUCUGAAGCAGCCAGAAUGUUCAGCGAGAACAAGCGUGAGUACAACCGCAAAGUUCGUGAGGUUGUGGAGCAGAGCUGGACAGCUGAUUAAAACUUUAGAGCUGGACAGCCGAUUAAAACUUUAUUGGCUUCACCAGAUGGUGCAGAUAAGCAUCCACCUUUCCUAGGUUCCUAGGUCUGUUUUAUUGACUUAACCGUUAAAAAUCCCCAGGUAUCGUUGUGUUCUUGUGGUUCAGUCCCCUGUUGUAUUGCUGCCUGCCGGUUUUCCUAAUAUAGUGGUGAACGGUUUCAUG
This is a messenger RNA of Zea mays, 915 nucleotides long. RefSeq lists its product as uncharacterized. The record is from RefSeq and is marked provisional. The coding region runs from base 255 to 713 and encodes 152 amino acids. The transcript has 5 exons. NCBI's taxonomy places the organism in Eukaryota, Viridiplantae, Streptophyta, Magnoliopsida, Poales, Poaceae.